AUGGCGGUGGGGGGAGCAGGGAAUGAACUGAAUGCAGACACACUGACCGGCAGAACCGCUGUGGCUGCAAGAGAAGCAGGAGAAGAUGUGACAAUGAGAGUGAUGCUCCCGCGGCUCAUUGAUGCCACUGUCUUCAACCUGGCUUUCUUGACAGUCACAGAGGCCGCAGCUGCACCAUGA
This is a messenger RNA of Blastomyces dermatitidis ER-3, 180 nucleotides long. RefSeq lists its product as uncharacterized. The record is from RefSeq and is a predicted model, not a curated record. Bases 1 to 180 code for a protein of 59 amino acids. NCBI's taxonomy places the organism in Eukaryota, Fungi, Ascomycota, Eurotiomycetes, Onygenales, Ajellomycetaceae. The transcript has a single exon.